AUGGAGCCACGGCAAGUAGAGGCACUGGAUGAUGAAGAUGAUUGGACGGGCGUGGCGAGCGCCGCCGAAAGACGAAGACGGCAGAACCGGGUCCACCAAAGAGCCUACCGUAGGUCCAUUCCGCAGCCCAGUUCGUCAAACGUGCUAUCCCGGCAAAAGAGACACCUGAAGCGCAUUGCACUCAACAGUGCUUCAACUUCGGCGUCAGCAGAGCCUCAAGCCGAGACGUCCCUCGUCCCCGAUGCAUCGCUUAACGCACGCAGACCCAUGACUCUGUCGCGGAUGCAGGAGAUGUAUGGGAUCUACUAUUUGCUCAGAUGCGCAGGCAUACGCGAAAAUGUGGUCGAAUUCCUUCAAAGAGCCUCUUCGAACUGGAACCUCCGGCUCCCCACCCCGCGAGACCUUCCUGCUCUCACGAGACUCAACGCGUUCGACGCACUAGCAAGAAAUGCGCUGGUACUAGGCAUUCCGGUAGAAUUGAUCGAGAGCGACGAGGGUAACUCUCUCUUCAUACAUCAAGGCCCCGCGCGGCCCGGAUCCAGCGAGGUCUUGCCGCCUCAUCUCUCACCAACGGCGCUGCAAAGGACUGUCAAGCAUCACCCAUGGCUAGACCUAUUCCCAAUACCGAAGAUGAGAGAUAACAUACUUCGUGGUAUUCGAGCGGGCGAAAUAGACGAAGAUGAGCUGUGCAACGCUUUAGUCUGCGACCUCUUGGACUUGGACUCCCCCUCCAAAUCAUCGCUUGUCAUAUGGGGAGACGCCUGGGACUUGAAUGGUUGGGAGCUGGGUCCCGAAUUCUUCAGGAGAUGGGGCGGGCUAGUGCAGGGCUGCCCCGAAGUGCUCGUUGCUACCAACUACUGGCGACAAAAAAGAGGUGUAGGAAAAAUAAGAGAGAUCAACUCGGGCAGCUCUCCGGCGUUCAAUACCACAUAA
Messenger RNA from Colletotrichum acutatum, 933 nucleotides. RefSeq lists its product as uncharacterized. Bases 1 to 933 code for a protein of 310 amino acids. The record is from RefSeq and is a predicted model, not a curated record. The transcript is spliced from 2 exons. Lineage: Eukaryota; Fungi; Ascomycota; Sordariomycetes; Glomerellales; Glomerellaceae.